AUGGUGAGGAUCAAGUCACGCGCACACGUAAGUAAUUCUACACAAGCAUCUUCCCCACUGAGGAGCACCCCAAUGGACGUAUCGCGGUUUCGACACACACAGGCUGUACCGGCACGGCAGGACCAACAGUUCCUAAACCUGACUCCUUCUGCAGCGCGGUGGGAGUGCAGCAACCUUAUCGCCUGUAACGACCGCUUCAUUGCGAUACCGUGGUUGCAACUUGGUAGCACGGCUGUUCUGCGCCACACUGAUUGCGGGAAGUUGGCCUCGAACCCGCCCAUACUUUUGGGCCAGGAGGGGGACAUCAUUGAUGUCGCCUUCAAUCCAUUUGACUCGUCGAAGCUAUUCACAGCGAGCGAGGACGGGACCAUUAUGGGGUGGAACAUCCCCGAAGAGGGUCUGACGCAGAACUGCUCUGACAACAUUGUUCACCUGCAAGGCCACUCCAAGAAGGUGGGUCUACUGAGCUUCCACCCCAGCGCCGCCAACGUGCUGGCUUCCGCGGGUGCUGAUAUGGUAGUAAACGUGUGGGAUGUCCAGAAAGGUGUCGCAAAAGAAGUGGUGAAGUGCCACGCGGAGCAGAUCAGCUCGCUGGAUUGGAAUCUUGAUGGUUCGCUUCUUUGCACCACAUCUAAGGAUAAAAAACUAAACAUUGUGGAUCCGAGAAGCCAAAAAAUUGUCUGCUCCAGCGGCGCUAGUGAGAGCACCAAAACUCAGCGUGCUCUUUGGGCACGACGUGCCGACCUUGUCAUUACAAUUGGAGUAAAUACAAUGCAAAUGCGUCAGGCAAUGGUAUGGGACAUCCGCAAGUUGGCGGCACCAGCGAGCACUGUGGAUGUUGACCAGUCAUGUGCUGUUUCUAUGCCCUUUUUUGACGAAGACACAAGCCUAUUUUAUAUUGGAAGCCGCGGUGAGGGCGGCAUUCGCUCUUUCGAAUUGAGAAACAGUCGGCUCAUUAACUGUUCUUCGUACUCCUCAUCGGAGAUUCAUCGGGGGCUUUGCAUGGUUCCCAAGUGGAUGUUGGACACACACAAAUGCGAGAUCGCCCGCUUUUAUGCCCUUACACAGAAGUCAAUGUACAACGUUCAGAUGCUGUUACCACGCAAAACUGCAGAUGAGGAGCUUCAAACUGACGUGUAUCCUCCCACCUUUGCAAAUGAACCCGCUAUUACCGCUGAUGAGUACUUUAGUGGUGUGAACAAGGAACCUCUUGUCAUGAGCAUGCAGGCUGUUUUUGAUGGUAAAAGUCUUGAGGCGACAAAAGCUGCUGAGACUAAGCGCCGGGGAGUACCUCGCCCUUCAGAGGUGGAGUCGGAUGAUGACGACUCCUCCGCAGACGAGGCGGUGACAUCAUCCCGGCAGAAACACGCGGACCCCAACGCUGUGCGGGGUCCCGCCCAUUCCGAAGGUAUCAGCAGCCAGACAUCAUCGCAGUUGUUAGCUCUUGCCUCGCUAUUGGGGCAGCAACAGGCGGAGGUGCAGCGUUGUCGUGAGGACCUUCAGAAGAAGGAGAGCCUUGUCAUGGAGACAAUCGCAAAGAUAAAGGCCCUUGCCUCUGGUAGUCAAGCGUAA
This is a messenger RNA of Trypanosoma brucei brucei TREU927, 1572 nucleotides long. RefSeq names its product coronin, putative. Bases 1 to 1572 code for a protein of 523 amino acids. The record is from RefSeq and is a predicted model, not a curated record. The transcript has a single exon. Gene Ontology annotation, biological process: actin filament organization. Lineage: Eukaryota; Euglenozoa; Kinetoplastea; Trypanosomatida; Trypanosomatidae. Gene Ontology annotation, molecular function: actin filament binding.